GGGAAUCUCCUCUGUGGGGCAGCAGCCUGUUCUGGUGGGUGUCGGGGUCGGGUGCCCUGUCCAGCUGCAGUGGUGCCUCAGUCCUCUGGACUGCAGGUGCUGGACAUGCCCAUGGCGUGACAUGGGCCAGCCAUGCCGUUUGCCUCAGCCCCCUGGCCACAGCGUGGCCUUACACCAGGCUGCCCGUGGGCUUUCCACUGGCUGCUGCACCCAGUGCCUGGGGUGUGGCGAGGGAGGGCUGGACAGCCUGGCCUGGCUCUGCCCUCUUGCCAGGCCUGUGCGCUCUGAGCAGAAAGCCCUGGGAGCUGUGACUCGGGGGCCCUGCUCCUCCAGGGCUGCUGCUCCCUGUGCAGCCAGGCUCUCUAUGGGCGACUCGCAGCCUGGCCCCCUGGCAGCAUCCUGGGGCCUGGCGGGAGAGGGGGCACGUGGUGGGGGCUGGGCACGGCACAGGGUCCCUGCUACCUCUGCCUUUGUGUUGCAGGCCAACAUGUCGUCGUUCUCGGGCCUGUCCCGUGGCAGGAAGGUGGCCCUGUCUGCACUGGGACUGCUGGCAGCGAGUGGGGCCGGGAUCGCGCUGGCUCUGCACAGGGCAGUGAACGCCACCGAAAUGGAGCUGCAUCCUCCCUCCUACCCCUGGAGCCACUCGGGCUUCCUGUCCGCCCUGGACCACAGCAGCAUCCGGCGCGGCUACCAGGUGUACAGGCAGGGGGGCUCAGCCUGCCACAGCUUGGAGUACUUGGCCUUCCGCCACCUCGUCGGUGUGUCCCACACAGAGGAUGAAGCCAAGGCCCUGGCCAGCGAGGUGGAGGUGCAGGAUGGCCCCAAUGAUGAAGGGGAGAUGUUCAUGCGCCCCGGCAAGCUCUCGGAUUACUUCCCCAAGCCCUACCCCAACCCCCAGGCAGCGCGGGCGGCCAACAACGGGGCAAUGCCCCCAGACUUCAGCUACAUUGUCCUUGCCAGGCACGGGGGUGAGGACUACAUCUUCUCCCUCCUCACUGGCUACUGCGACCCGCCCGCCGGGGUGAGCGUCAGGGAAGGGCUGUACUACAACCCCUACUUCCCGGGCCAGGCCAUCUCCAUGGCACCGCCCAUCUACAACGAGAUCCUGGAGUUUGACGAUGGGACCCCAGCAACCAUGUCCCAAAUCGCAAAGGACGUAUGCACGUUCCUGAAGUGGGCCGGAGAGCCCGAGCACGACCAGCGCAAGCAAAUGGGCAUAAAGAUGCUGCUAAUCAGUGGGUUCCUGAUACCCAUCGUCUACUUCAUGAAGCGCCACAAGUGGGCUGUGCUGAAGAGCAGGAAGCUGGUGUACCGGCCCCGCAAGUGAGGCCUGGCGGGGCCCCGCAGCCCGGCCCCUGGUGCAGUCUGCACAGCUGGCUGGCCCGGCGGGCGCCUGCUCCGCGCUGCUGCGGCAGCUGUUAUUUAAGAAUGUCCUCCCCUCCCAGACGCAGCCCCUCACCACCAGCCUGGCCCGGGCUCCGGGUCCACGGGGUGGAGCUGCUGUCUCUUCACGUGGCUCGGGGCAGGGAGACAGGUGCUGAGCCGCAGGGGGGGAGUGUUUGCACGUGCCUCAGCCUUCCCCUGCUGUCCAGCCAGGCUGCAGGGCCCCUCACCUCCACCUGACUGCCUCCAGUGUGGCCGUUUGGGGGCCUUGCUCUUGCCAGCUGUAUGCAUAAGGGGGAGGGGUUGUGCCCUACUGCCCCAGCCACCUUCCCAGGGAGGGCUGAGCCUGCGGGGUCCGGUCUGACUGGGCCGUGCCGUACUGUACUGCGUGGUGCACUCAUUAAACGGCUAAUUCCA
Molecule: messenger RNA, 1800 nt
Organism: Alligator sinensis (Chinese alligator)
Lineage: Eukaryota; Metazoa; Chordata; Crocodylia; Alligatoridae
Product: cytochrome c1, heme protein, mitochondrial
Exons: 6
Coding region: 122-1327 (401 amino acids)
Biological process (GO): mitochondrial electron transport, ubiquinol to cytochrome c
Molecular function (GO): heme binding; electron transfer activity
Source: RefSeq, a predicted model, not a curated record